Messenger RNA from Paramecium sonneborni, 1491 nucleotides. The record is from the annotation of a GenBank genome assembly. NCBI's taxonomy places the organism in Eukaryota, Ciliophora, Oligohymenophorea, Peniculida, Parameciidae.
AUGCAUUCAAAAUAAUCUUAGCUAUUUCAAACAGGUACAGAUUCUUUAAAAAGGGAAAUAUAAGAAGCUUACGUAUUUUAGAUCAAAAAAUAAAAUUCUAACGAAGACUCAUUAAUAGGAGAAAACAUCAAAAAAUUAACUCAUGAAGUAGCCACUAUUAUACAACCAAUCGUUAUUAAAUAAAACGAUAAAGCAAUUCAGUGUGAAGAUCGAAAUUAUGACUUAAUGAAUUCUCUUUUAAAAUUAAAGGAUAAAUCAAUAGAAGAAUAUUAAAGAUAAAUUUUAAGUUUUAAGAACAUGAUCAUUUAAAUUGAUCAUUAGAAAAAGAAACUACUGGAUAUAUUAGAGAAAUAAGAUCCUUUGAACACUAAUCAAAUAGGAAUUAAUUCUCAAAAUACUGAGAAAUUAUCUUAUAAAUAAAUGAUUUCUAAAAGUCAACAAACGGAAAUUGAUUUUGGAAUUAAAUAUACUUAGAACUAAGUUAAUUCAUAAAUUAUUUCUCAAAAAUUUAAUUCUAAAUCUAUAUAAACAGAAUCGAAGUUCUAUACAGAGAUAAAUAUGCUAGAUUAAGAUGAAAUACAUCAAGAGAUUGAGUAAUAUAAAGUUAUUCUUAGAGAGUAUGAUUUAGAAAAUAGAAAACUGAAAUAAUAAAUCUAAUAAUUAUAACAAUCUAAAACAUAAAUUAAUAAGGAUACUCAAACAGUUAUAAAUCAUGUUGAACAGGUUACUUAAAUAGAUGAUGAAAUAAAGACAGAAUUUGACAAGAUUAUUUAAGAAUUUAACUAAAAUAAAAAUUUACUUAUUUAAAUAAACAAAUAAUAUAACUAAUAAACAAAGGAGUUAGAUAUCUUAAGAAAAUAAUAUGAUUCAAUAUUAAGUGAUUAUUAUUUUAUAUAAUCAGAGAAUAAAGUUUAUGAUAAAACUAUUAAUUAAUUAAAUGAUGAAAUUGAGUAAUUAAGAUUGGAACUAUAAACUAAAGAUUAAAGUAUAAGCAGUGCUGACACACUUACAUCUCCAAAUGAUUCAUUAAGAAGUUAUAAAAAGAAAGGUUCACAAUUUAAACUAAAUUUUAUUAAUUCAACUUAUUUUAACCCUCAAAAUAUUGAUGAAUUAAUAUUGGUUUAAUAAGAAAACUAAAUAUUAAUUGUUAAAAUAUCCGAAUUAAAAUCCUAAUUACUUGAAGUUCAAAGAAAUCAAAAAAAUAUGAUAGAAGAGAUAAAUCAGAAAGAUGAUUUGAUUAAUUUUUAACAGUAAGAACUACAGAAAUAUCAAAAUGAUUAAAAAGAUUAUCAAAGAAGAAUGGAAAAUCUAUAAUAAUUUGAAUAAUAUUUGUUGUAGAAAGAGAAUUAGUAUUAAUUUGAAAUGCAAAGUUUAUAGUAACAAAUGAAUGUUUUGAAUUAAGAAAAUGGAAGUUUGAAGAUUAUAAAUUAAACAUUACAUAAAUAAUUGGAUAAGUAUUAGAUUAAAAGAGUGCUUUAGCUUUCAAAAUGA